Perca fluviatilis (European perch) is the source of this 490-nucleotide messenger RNA. RefSeq names its product RNA polymerase II, I and III subunit K (gene polr2k). Gene Ontology annotation, molecular function: DNA-directed RNA polymerase activity; DNA binding; zinc ion binding. Gene Ontology annotation, biological process: DNA-templated transcription. Lineage: Eukaryota; Metazoa; Chordata; Actinopteri; Perciformes; Percidae. Gene Ontology annotation, cellular component: RNA polymerase I complex; RNA polymerase III complex; RNA polymerase II, core complex. The transcript has 4 exons. The record is from RefSeq and is a predicted model, not a curated record. Bases 79 to 255 code for a protein of 58 amino acids.
UUUUGAGGUGGACGACGGUUCUGCGUAGACAGCAGUGUGCGAUGAGGUAAACAGUUGGCGUGUUAAAACGAAACAAAAAUGGAUCCACCGAAAGAUGUGCAGCCGCCCAAACAGCAGCCUAUGAUCUACAUAUGUGGAGAAUGCCACACUGAAAAUGAAAUUAAGGCCCGUGAUCCAAUCCGAUGCAGAGAGUGCGGCUACAGGAUCAUGUACAAGAAGAGAACAAAGAGAUUGGUUGUCUUUGAUGCCCGAUGAAGAAGAGGAGAGCAGCAGUUUUGAUUAUUUUUGUUGUGUACUAUUUUUGUAGUGUAUGACCAUGUAUAUACAUAAUGUAGAUCAACAAUGCCAUACGUUCUGACCUCCAGGCCUGGCUACAGAUUUCCAAAAUAUGGUUGAAGCUCAACAUUUUAAUUUUGACACACAUAGUACUGUUUUUUUACACAAGAGUAAUGGAUGAAAGGUUUUGGUUUAUUAAAAAAACAAGAUUGAC